This is a messenger RNA of Cryptomeria japonica (Japanese cedar), 1083 nucleotides long. RefSeq names its product 3-dehydrosphinganine reductase TSC10A-like. The record is from RefSeq and is a predicted model, not a curated record. Gene Ontology annotation, cellular component: endoplasmic reticulum membrane. Gene Ontology annotation, biological process: sphingolipid biosynthetic process. Gene Ontology annotation, molecular function: 3-dehydrosphinganine reductase activity. Bases 1 to 1083 code for a protein of 360 amino acids. The transcript is spliced from 4 exons. NCBI's taxonomy places the organism in Eukaryota, Viridiplantae, Streptophyta, Pinopsida, Cupressales, Cupressaceae.
AUGGCAGACAUUUUGCAAGUCAUUGGCGCUCUAUCUACUGUAAUUGCUAUUAUAGUUAUUUCAUUCCUCUUGUCCAUAUGGAAACCUUACACUCAUGUUCGAAGUCUGCAAAACAAGCAUGUACUUAUAACAGGUGGGUCAACUGGCAUUGGCCUUGAGAUUGCCAAAGAAGCUAUUGCCCAAGGAUCUUAUGUAACACUCAUAGCAAGAAAUAUUUCCAAACUCAACGAAGCUGCCCAUCAAAUCCUACAGGAGCUUCAAUGUGACAAGAAUAGGAUCAACAUCAAGGUUGCAGAUGUAACAGACUAUGAAGCCAUAUCUGCAGCUAUCAAGGAAUCCUUUCAAUGGAUACCAGUUGAUGUGCUUAUCUGCAAUGCUGGGGUUGCUAAAGUUGGGUAUCUGGAGCAGAUGUCUGUUGAGUGGAUUGAUUCUAUAGUGGGUACCAACAUUAGAGGGACACUCUACACUUUGAAGGUGGCUCUUCCAAUAAUGAAGGAGAGGAGCUUCAAGCACCCCUCGGCUCUUGUGCUAGUUGGCUCUAUUGCUUCUAUGUAUCCUUUGUACGGUGGUGGGGUUUACACUGCUACCAAGUAUGCACUUAAAGGGCUUGCAGAGAACCUCAGGCUUGAGCUGUUUCCUACUAAUAUUGGAGUUAGUUUUGCAUGUCCAGGAUUUGUAGAAACUCCACUGCUAAGCGAAAUGGAAGAUAGUGUAACCGUUCCAAUCCUGGCAGAGGUAGCCGAAACAGUCACCUUUUAUGACAGAAAUAAAGCAGAGAAUCCUAGGGAUGUGGCAAGGGUUAUUCUGGGUGCAGUUAUACAAGGGAAAUCUUUUGUAGCAACUAGUGGGCAGGGUGGUAAACUGCUGUCAUUAUUAACUGCUGGGAUUUUGCCUGCUGAUUCUUUUGUAAAUGCUGUGAUCAACAUGAUUAUACUGGUACCCAUGAGGAUAAUUGGAUAUGUUUAUGCAGUCAUAUGGAUCAACCAUAGGACCAGGACCAUCCCUGUUAAACCUGCUGCAGAGAACUUUCUUGCUAAGCCUGCUGAAGAGACCUUUCUUGUUAAGCCAGCUGCAGAUAAAUAA